ACAGAAUCAGCUGCUGUGGCUUUCAUGAGCUACACCACAAUGGAGAACGUGCUGAGACCUGACUUCUUCAACACAUCAGAUGACACAGUUAAAACCAUGAUGUCCACUGUGAUCUCAGCUACUCUUCCCAAAACUGACAACAAGUGUGUUGUUGUAAAGACCAACAGCAGCCACACUGUGUGUUCCUGUGAUCAUCUGUCAACAUUCGCUCUCAUCAUGCAAACCAGCAGCCCACCAGAGGAUGAUGCACUGAUGGAAAUAUUGAAUUUGGUGGCUGUGAUCGUGGGGCUGGUGUUCCUCAGUUUGGCCCUGUUGACUUUUGCUUUUUGUCGGUGGAAUCCUGGAGUGAACAAUGUGGCUCGAAUCAACAUCUGCUUGAGUCUGCUGUUGGCUCAUUUUCUGUUCUUACUCACACAACAGUCCCUGAACUACAUACACCCUAACCAGGUGUUGUGUGCAGUGAUAUCAAGCAUUCUGCAAUUCUUCUUUCUCUCCUCCUUUGUGUGGAUGCUCAUUGAAGCUGUGCUGCUUUUCAUCUGUGUGAAGAACCUAUCACAGAUCAGCUCCAUACAGAGGGAGGUGCUUAGCAGCAGAUUCAUGAUUGUGAUUGGAUAUGUGAUUGCCCUGGGUGUGGUGGGCAUGUCUGUCGGACUGAUUGCUGAGGGUUAUGGCGGUGAAAAAUGUUGGAUUAAAAUAGAUGAGAGAGGUUUAAUCUGGAGUUUUCUGGGACCUGUUUGUACCAUACUAGCAUUAAAUAUGAUUCUCUUCAUCAACAUUAUCGUCAGUCUGAACUCAACUCUCACAAAACUGAACGCUGCAGUUUCACAGAUGAAACAAUUCAAGACUCUGAUUGACUUGAUUUACAUUUGACAUUGCUAUUUGAUGAAGAAACAACAUGGAAGUAAUGUCACGAUGCGGGGAAGACAGGACCCAAGAGCAGAAGAAUACAGUCAAUUGGAUUUAUUAAACAAACAACCAAAAUGUCUCUUUCAAACAAAGAAAGCCCAGGCCACGGUUUCCUUGACACGCAAGCAGAAACGAGGAAUCCUCCUCCAACGAAUGGGUGCUGAUCACGGGCAAAACAGAAGGUAACCACCCUUCUGAAAAACAGCACCAAAACACUCACAUGGACAAUCACAGUGGCAAACACGGCAGUACAAACAAUGAUCAGACAUGACAUAUGCGGGGGUUUAAAUAAGAGAAACAAACACAGUGCAGGUGUCGCUUGCAGCUGAAGGUUGUAAUGAUCAACGUUUCCAUGGGAAUGCUGAUUCAGCAUGCCAGUGACACCUGAAACGCAUAAGGGCAAAACUUAAAUGUGCUUUGACAGAAACAGACGAGGGAACAAUGAUGCCACAGUCCUCGUCAGGCAAUCACGCAACCUGGCAAGAUGCCAUGACAGUUACAUCACCGGAGGGCGCAUGGUGGCAAAUUGCACACAGCGAUAACCCACUGCCAGACCCGUGCACCCACACAAGACAGACAGGGGACGAUGAUGCCAUGGUCCUCGUCAGACAAAACCCAACCUGACCUGUUAACAAGACCAUGACAUCACCGGAGAGUGCACGGCAGUGACAUGUGCAUGCUCACACAAAGGGGGAGCACAAAACACAGAGGCAGGCCGAUAAUGCCAUGGUCCCAUCAGGUAGAACCUCAACCUGACAAGGUGACUGGACUGUGACAAGUAAACUAUAGCAAGUACAACACAUGAGAAGUAUGAUAUGACUAUUGUCAUUUGGGUGUACUAAGUUGUGCAUCUAUUUAUUCUCAAAAAGUGCCUGAGAUUAUGUGUAGCUCAAUGUGUGUCUGA
Myxocyprinus asiaticus (Chinese sucker) is the source of this 1810-nucleotide messenger RNA. RefSeq names its product putative adhesion G protein-coupled receptor E4P. Gene Ontology annotation, biological process: adenylate cyclase-activating G protein-coupled receptor signaling pathway; cell surface receptor signaling pathway. Gene Ontology annotation, molecular function: G protein-coupled receptor activity. Lineage: Eukaryota; Metazoa; Chordata; Actinopteri; Cypriniformes; Catostomidae. Gene Ontology annotation, cellular component: membrane. The record is from RefSeq and is a predicted model, not a curated record.